GCGACGUUAAUCAGUUCAGCAAUCGCCUACUUCUUUCGCAAACAGCCACCGGCUAUUCCACCCUCCAAACGCAUCCGCUGUCUCCUGUCCAGCACUGUUGCCACGAUCUGACUAGUUUGUGCCUUCCCCACUUAGCAUCGCCACCCCCCUCACCAUCAUUUUCCUUAUCAAAACCGCCACCGUCGCCAGGGUCAGUGUCGCCCCUACUACUGACCACGACAGAGACAUCCUAUUUAAGCUCGUCCCAACAAAUUAGAGCUCCUCCUGUCCAUGUCCAAUCUGACAAGAUUUGGAUUGCUGCAGCUGAGCCAGAGCCUCGUGGCUGCGUGACAUAUCAGGUCGGAGCUUGUUGUGAAACGCGACAUCAGGCAACCCUCAAGUCGGAUACGGGUAUUCGUUAUGCUCUGGAAAGUGGGAAAUGUUGUACCGGUUGCGGCCGGAACAGUAAAGUUGGUGUUGCGACCGAAGAUGGGAGUGUUGAGGGCAUUGAUACUGCUGCUGAUUCUUCGAUUCUGUUGUUAAAAGGGUCACCCGUUGACGAAAUGACUGCAAAUAGAAUGCCAAUACGU
Molecule: messenger RNA, 569 nt
Organism: Protopolystoma xenopodis
Lineage: Eukaryota; Metazoa; Platyhelminthes; Monogenea; Polystomatidea; Polystomatidae
Source: the annotation of a GenBank genome assembly